Molecule: messenger RNA, 306 nt
Organism: Quercus robur (English oak)
Lineage: Eukaryota; Viridiplantae; Streptophyta; Magnoliopsida; Fagales; Fagaceae
Exons: 1
Coding region: 1-306 (101 amino acids)
Source: RefSeq, a predicted model, not a curated record
AUGGCAUUUUCACCAUCGGCAUAUGAUUUCUUCCAUCCAAACACGCAGAAAUCCAACACCAAGGAUGCCUGUUCAUCAACCAGUUGCUCGCCAUUGCCCAUGGCAGCUCAAGUAGCAGCCACUAAAGCGAAUGAUGUUCAAGUAUCAUCGUCCCAGAAAGGUGGAAGUCGAGUGGGAGCUGGUGGCGUUGCUGGCAUUGUUUUUGGCUUUGCAUUUGUAGUGCUUUUGGCGAUGGGUGUCUACUACGUAGUGAUCACACGCCGAGGCAACAUGAAUCGAGCCAAUUCUGUUCAACCUGAUGCUUGA